Zophobas morio is the source of this 818-nucleotide messenger RNA. RefSeq lists its product as uncharacterized. Gene Ontology annotation, biological process: response to oxidative stress. The transcript has a single exon. The record is from RefSeq and is a predicted model, not a curated record. Gene Ontology annotation, molecular function: glutathione peroxidase activity. The coding region runs from base 99 to 710 and encodes 203 amino acids. NCBI's taxonomy places the organism in Eukaryota, Metazoa, Arthropoda, Insecta, Coleoptera, Tenebrionidae.
UUUGCUCGUGCAAUUAAAUUAAGUUACUGGAAUAAUUUGAGUGAGUGUGCGCAUAGCAGCGUUGGUGUGUAAACUAACCAUAAAGUAAUGUGCUUGUCAUGUUGAUACCCGGCUUUCAUUUGUUUAGUGUCGCAACAACCAUUUUGAGAGUGUUUACAACAGUUGCACCGAUUACACCAAUUACACCGAUUGCUUCCCGAAAAAUGUCUAACCCCGAAAAUUUUAAAGAGGCCAAAUCAAUCUACGAUUUUAGUGCGAAGGAUAUUAAAGGGGAAGUGAUUUCGCUGGAAAAAUACAAAGAUCAUGUGUGCAUCAUCGUAAACGUUGCAUCGCAGUGUGGUUACACGAAAAAUAAUUAUGCAGAACUUGUGGAUCUUUACAACGAGUAUGGAGAGACCAAAGGGUUAAGGAUUUUGGCAUUUCCGUGCAACCAGUUUGCCGGUCAAGAGCCUGGAAGUAAUGAAGAAAUUUGUCAAUUCGUUUCAAGUAAAAAUGUUACUUUUGACGUUUUUGAAAAAGUAAAUGUCAAUGGGAAUGAUGCACAUCCUCUUUGGAAGUACUUGAAACAUAAACAAGGGGGAACUUUGGGAGAUUUUAUUAAAUGGAAUUUCACCAAGUUUAUCAUUGACAAGAAUGGGCAACCAGUGGAGAGACAUGGACCAAGCACUAAUCCCAAAGAUUUGGUCAAGUCCCUAGAAAAGUACUGGUGAUUUUUAUACUUUGGGAUGUACUCAUAAAAUAUUCAGAUAAUUGUUAAAAAUGCUAUGUUUUAUUAUUUAUGUAUGGCAGCAAUAUUAAUAAAUCGUUUACAAUAGAAA